Molecule: messenger RNA, 3109 nt
Organism: Bombus pascuorum
Lineage: Eukaryota; Metazoa; Arthropoda; Insecta; Hymenoptera; Apidae
Product: DNA topoisomerase 2-binding protein 1-like
Exons: 13
Coding region: 712-1848 (378 amino acids)
Biological process (GO): DNA replication initiation; mitotic G2 DNA damage checkpoint signaling; mitotic DNA replication checkpoint signaling
Source: RefSeq, a predicted model, not a curated record
AAAUGCCUUGAACGUGGUAUAAAACCAAAAUGGAUCAAAAUAAAAGAUAUUGGAAAAAUGAAAUUUACGAAAUUUGAUAUCCUUGUGGUAGAAAAAUCUGAAAAAAGUGCAAUGAUUAAAUUAAUAACAGAUGAAUGUUGCAUAGUUAAACCAGAAAAUUUGUCACUUGUUAAUGCAAAUCCAAUGCGUACAAGACUCAUGCAAGAUCUUUGUAUAUGUACUUCUCAUUUAUGUUUAAAAGAUAAGGUAUAUUCACUAAUGAUUGUUUCUGCAAACAAUAAAAGAGGAAAUAUUUAAAAAUCUUAUUAUUAUAGAGAUACGUACAGGUAUUAGUAGUAAAGAUGAGUGGAAAUUUUACAACAGAUUUAAAUGAUAAAGUAACACAUCUUGUAACAUCAUCUGUUUUGUCUGUUGAAUAUGAGAAGGCGUCACAUAUGCAAAUACAAAUAGUUACAAAAGAAUGGGUUAAAGCAAUAUGGGAAGCAAAUAUGAUAUAUUAUGUUAAGCCAGAUGACAAGAGGUUUGAUAAAUAUAAAGUUCCUAUGUUCUAUAAUUUAGUUAUAACAACAACAAAUAUUCAGGGAUGUCAAAAGGAAGAAAUUCAACAUUUAAUUGAAGAUAAUGGAGGGGUAAAAUACAUAUUGUUUAAAAUUUUUCUUUUAUAUUUUAGCUAACUAUUCCCUUAUAUUAUUAUUCUCUUUUUAGGUGUAUAUGGAUGUUUUUGAUUGUGAAAAAGUUAAUAUCAUGCUUGCACCAGAAGAUAGUCAUGAAAGUCAGAAGCUCAAAUGUGCAAGAGAAAUAAAUACUAUUUGUUUAACAGUAAAAUGGUUAUAUGAAAGUAUAAAAGCCGGCCAUGCUUUGCCUCCUAGGAACUAUAUAUUUCAAUUAAUAAAAGAACGUUAUUCUGCAAGAAGAUCAAAUGUUUCUACAGUUACUACAGUUUUGGAUAGACCUGUGUUUAAUGAAGCAGAAUUGGCUGGUCCAUUUUUAUAUGGUUGUAUUAUUUACCUAGCUGGAUUCACUUCUGUUCAAAGAGUUAAACUUAGCAGAAUAUUGAAUGUAGGUAGUGCAAUGCAUUUCGGUUAUACAUGUGACAUUCUAACACACAUUAUUGUCGGGGACGAAGAUAGUGCAGCUAGUGAACUAAAAUUAUUGAAAUUAGGACCAUUAUGUCCACAUAUAUUGAGACUGGAGUGGUUGGAAGAGAGUAUCAGAUUAAAAUAUCCCGCGCCAGUAAAAGAUUUCUUAUACGAACUAUCAUCUUCAUUAAUUAUGAAUUUACAACUGCUGCAAGAAAGGAUGUUAAAAGAAGAGGAAGAAUCAUCUAAUUUCGGUCACGAGGAGCUACAAAAUGCAAUUGGUUCAACAAUUGAGGAGCCGCAUACACCUGCUUUGAAUCAAAUGCCAGGAAGUCUUGAAGAAAAUUUAAUAAUACCUGAAACAAAUAAUAGUGGUAUUAUUAAUGAUAAACUAUUUGAAGGUCUGACAUUUGUCAUACUUGGCUUCAAUGACAUGUAUAGUUAUGUGGCUGCAAGUAUAGUAGCAAUGAAUGGAAGAAUAGUUCCAGGUACGUUCGUUAACAUUCCAGACUAUGCUAUUGUGCCAAAAUAUGGUAUACCUUUAAAAUGUGUAGUGAAAGAAAUUGUUACCGAUUUGUUUAUUGUAGAUUGCAUAAAACACAAUCGAAUAGUUGAAAUUAUGUAUUAUCAUAGACCUAUAUCUGUAACAAAGUAUAUAUUAUCAGGUUGUGUUCUUACAAUCAGCAAAUAUAUAGGAGUUCAACGAUCGUAUCUUAUAACAUUAGCUGUGGAAAUGGGUGCAACGUAUUAUUCUUAUCAUAUACCUUAAAGAUAACUAGAGUGAAUCAAGUAUUAAAGCAUUGUUUAAUUUCAGAUACCAAGAUACUUUCACUUGUGAAAAUAUUUAUGACAGAGAUUUAUGUAGAAACACACAUUUAAUUUGUCCAAUACCGGAAGGAAGGAAGUAUAACGCCGCAGUAAAAUGGGAUAUACCAGUUGUUACCGCAGAAUGGUUAAUAGUCUGUGCACAGCAAUCAAUAUGGGUUAACGAAACGUCAUUUCUUGUCGUAAAAAGCUUAGGUAUACAAAUACUUAAUAAAUUCAUAUUAUAUAUGUAUAUACAAAAAUUUGUAUAAUAUUAGUCCCGUCUAAAGGCUCAGAAAGACGAAUGGGAUUAAACGUAAGUUUACUUCAAACUAACACAGAUCAAAUAGUUUUUUCUACCGAACCAGUACCCAGUAGUUCAAGAAGCCACAACGUUAUUGUUCCAGAAGAAUAUUUUCCAAAUUUAGAAGUUCAAAAUACUAAUUCCGGUAACAUGCUGUCACCAAAUAAUGAAUACAGCUUACCUUACACGAUCACAACUUCUGAACUAUCAGGAACACACAGUCAAGCGUUUGGACCCAUUCCUUCAGUAGAGACAGAAAGAUAUCAAUCUGAAGAGAUUAGUUAUCCCUUAAAUUUAAAAAAAGAACCUCCUUUGGAAAAGUCAUUUAGUGGAGGUGUCUAAAUACUUAAAAAAAACUGACAGGCAGUAAAUGAAAAGUUAUCAGAGAAUCAUAAUGCAGACGAGAUAUUACCUGCAGCAGCAAAAGGUGGUUUCAACUAGUAGAAAUUAGAAGACACAGAUGACAAUGGUAAAACUGACAAAUGAAAUUAAUAUGUAAAUUAAAAGAAUUUUUAGAUAAACAAAGUAUAUAAGAUAUGCAAAUAUUUGUAAAGACCUAAAAACAGUAAUUGACUGUACUUCCAAAAUUAUUAUAAUAAUAUCAUUGUAUUUAUAUACAAAUGAAGAUUAUACAUCAUACAAUUAAUCGUUUCUAUAUUCAAUAUAUAAAAAUUAUUAGCUUUUAUAAUACUAAAAAUAGUAGUAAGUUUAUUGUUGCACCUCCAAUUCAAUUGUAAAAUCAAAAGAAGUACUGGCUCUAUAUUUUGAAACACGAUCGCAAUGAUAAACUUUUUAUUGUAACUGUAUUUGAAUAGGACUUUGUGGUAUAAUUUAGGAAGUACGAUGGAGGUACACACUGACUAUGUUUUUUCUUAUGAAAAUGUUUUUUAUGCACAAUAAAGAUUCUACAUCUCUAAUAGAA